Molecule: messenger RNA, 342 nt
Organism: Talaromyces rugulosus
Lineage: Eukaryota; Fungi; Ascomycota; Eurotiomycetes; Eurotiales; Trichocomaceae
Exons: 2
Coding region: 1-342 (113 amino acids)
Source: RefSeq, a predicted model, not a curated record
AUGCCAGACGGGUCUUUUCAGCUGUAUGACCUGCGCGUCGAGGUCGUGUGCCCCCCGGAAAAACGCAUUCUCUGCGGCGCCAAAGAAGGCGACUAUUUCACGCUGCAGGGCGAGAUGCUGCAUCUGCCGCCGAACCAGGGGAUUAGCAUUUACAGCUUGGCUUCGGUUAUCGCCCUUCUCCCGGCAAAACAGCGCGUCACUCAUGCAAAUGACUGGAUGACGACUGAUGCGCUGAUAGCAUGUCCGGAUCCAAACUGUCCGUCUGCGCUGAAAAUUAUUCGAGAGGGUUUGAGGACAUUCAGCCAUGAUGAGACGACGGUUGUGCCGUUGAAUUCGUCUUGA